Messenger RNA from Dovyalis caffra, 225 nucleotides. NCBI's taxonomy places the organism in Eukaryota, Viridiplantae, Streptophyta, Magnoliopsida, Malpighiales, Salicaceae. The record is from the annotation of a GenBank genome assembly.
AUGCUGGACCUAGGAGUCGGCUCAAUGCCAGGACCGGGUCAAGCUGGGAUUGCUGCUGGACCCAGUUGUAAUUUAGUUGCCUUUGCAGUGCAAACAGCCAAGCUUCGAGGAGAAUCAGCUAUCUCGGCUACUUCGGGUUUCAUUCCUGAAUGCCCAGCACAGUAUAAUUUCAAGCGAACAAUAGAGUCUGAACAAAUCGAAGAUUUCUCAGCCUUGAUGCUAUAG